ACAUUUAAUUGGGUUGUUUACCGCUGCUUACAUCAUUACCUGCCUUUAAUAACCCAGUAAAGUCAAAUUCCCUGGUGGUGGUCCUGAAAGUUGUCUCAAUUGUAUGAGGACAAGCCAUUACACCGUAAAUGAGGCAAUAUUAAUGUGAGACUUUCAAAUGUUUCCGUUUGGCUUGGAACUGGAGGAUAAUAACUUAAUUGAGCCAUUGCACGCAUGGGAGACUUCAUUUAAAAGUUGAGAAACUGUCAUCGUCUGUGCUCCCGUCUAAUCCCUGGUGCAUAUAUAAGUCGAAGGAGAGCAGCCAUUAUUCAACAGUCUUGACUUCAUAAUGGUUCGUUACGUGCCCCGGUUCGCUGAUGGUCAGAAAGUUAAGUUGGCUUGGCCCUUGGCGAUUUUUCGGUUAAAUCACAUCUUCUGGCCAUUGGAUCCGAGCACAGGACAAUGGGCCCGAUAUCUGGACAAGGUGCUUGCUGUUGGGAUGACAUUGGUUUUUAUGCUGAACAACGAUGCAGAGCUUAGGUACUUGCGCUUCCAGGCAAGAAAUCGGAAUUUGGACGCCUUCCUCUCAGGCAUGCCAACGUAUUUAAUCCUAGUGGAGGCCCAAUUCAGGAGUCUUCAUAUUCUAAUGCACCUCGAAAAGCUCCAGAAGUUUUUAGAAAUAUUCUACGCUAAUAUUUAUAUUGAUCCCCGGAAGGAACCUGAAAUGUUCCGAAAAGUGGAUGGCAAAAUGCUGAUAAAUAGAAUGGUUUCGGCCAUGUACGGUGCAGUUAUCUCUCUGUAUCUAAUCUCUCCCGUAUUUUCCAUUAUUAACAAAAGCAAAGACUUUCUAUACUCUAUGAUCUUUCCUUUCAAUUCGGAUCCUUUGUAUCUAUUUGUGCCAUUGCUUUUGUCAAACGUUUGGGUUGGCGUUGUAAUAGAUUCCAUGAUGUUCGGGGAGACUAGUUUGCUGUGUGAAUUAAUUAUCCACUUAAAUGGUAGUUAUCUGUUGCUUAAGAGGGACUUGCAGUUGGCAAUUGAAAAAAUCCUAGUUGCAAGAGAUCGCCCUCAAAUGGCUAAACAGCUGAAGGUACUAAUCAUCAAAACUCUCAAAAAAAAUGUGGCUUUAAAUCAGUUUGGCCAGCAGUUGGAGGGUCAGUAUACUGUACGGGUUUUUAUUAUGUUUGCAUUCGCUGCGGGCCUUUUAUGCGCUCUUUCUUUCAAAGCUUAUACGAAUCCUAUGGCCAAUUACAUCUAUGCGAUUUGGUUCGGUGCUAAAACCGUGGAACUGCUUUCUUUAGGGCAGAUUGGUUCAGACCUGGCGUUUACUACGGAUUCCCUCAGCUCGAUGUACUACCUAACCCACUGGGAGCAAAUCCUGCAGUACUCUACAAAUCCCAGCGAAAAUCUGCGACUACUGAAGCUCAUUAACUUAUCCAUUGAGAUGAACAGCAAACCCUUCUAUGUGACCGGGCUAAAAUAUUUUCGCGUUAGUCUGCAGGCAGUCUUAAAAGUAAGUGAAAAACGAGUGCAAAGCCAAGUGCAUCAAUUGUCCGCUGUUUUACAGAUUCUACAGGCAUCCUUCUCGUACUUCACGUUCCUCACUUCGAUGCAGCGACGACAAAUGAGCAAUUAAAAAAUUCACUUUUUUUUAAUGGCACACUGCCUCGUUCUGCGACUCUAGUCCGCUGAUACAAAUGAUUGCAUAUUAAAAGUCAAUUAUUGGUGAAUUAAUUUUAAUUAAAUUAAAUUGAUAAAAGGAGCUGGCUUACACGCACCAUUGACUUUUCCUUUGCUGUUUUUUCGUAUCUGUGUGUGUGAGAAUGUGUGAGCAUGUGAGAAUGUGACGAUGUGAGUGAGUGGGUGGAGGCGCCAGAAAAUAUGCAAUAAAAUAUUCAUGAUUUCAGUGCAGCAAAAACUUGCAAAAAGUUAAUAAAACUUUUGCCACUGCUGGUGGGUAAUGAAAUUAGAAUAUCGCAAGCAUUCCGAGCGUAAAGAGCCAGAAAAAAAAAUAAAUUUUCA
Molecule: messenger RNA, 1998 nt
Organism: Drosophila yakuba
Lineage: Eukaryota; Metazoa; Arthropoda; Insecta; Diptera; Drosophilidae
Gene: Or35a
Product: odorant receptor 35a
Exons: 3
Coding region: 329-1612 (427 amino acids)
Source: RefSeq, a predicted model, not a curated record